Plasmodium malariae is the source of this 828-nucleotide messenger RNA. RefSeq names its product conserved protein, unknown function. The transcript has a single exon. Gene Ontology annotation, cellular component: cytosol. Gene Ontology annotation, molecular function: protein binding. Bases 1 to 828 code for a protein of 275 amino acids. Lineage: Eukaryota; Apicomplexa; Aconoidasida; Haemosporida; Plasmodiidae. The record is from RefSeq and is a predicted model, not a curated record. Gene Ontology annotation, biological process: protein insertion into ER membrane.
AUGGGAAAAUCAAUGCGGGAAAAACUUGCCAAGGAGAAAAUAGAAAAGGGAGAACAUUAUGAAGCACAUCAAUUAAUCAAGUCAAUUAUAAACAAAAAAUUGCUUAAAAAAGACUUUACUGGUUGUAUACAUGUUAUAUUUUAUUUUUGUCCUAAAUUUGCCAAAGCAGAACAGUAUGUUUUAUUAUGCGAUUUAAUGUAUCAGUGCUGUAUCAUUCUAAUACAAAAUGAACUACCGUUUAAUAUGGAUUUUGCAAAUAAAAUAAUAGAAAUUUUUGAGAAGUGUCCUCCUAAUUCAACUGAUGAGAAAUAUAAAUUUAUGAACAAAUCAAUAACUUGGUCAACAAAUGAUGAUCACAUUUUUGGAUAUGCAGGUUUCCAUAAAGCUAUUGGUAAUUCUUACGUUGAUGAUAAAAAAUUUGCUUUAGCACAUAAUCAUUAUAUUUACCUAGAUGACAAUGAAAUUUUAUAUAAUGUAAUUACUAUGUGGAGAAAAGAAGGUUAUCCCAGUGAAUUUGAUUUUUUUGUUUUAAGAACAACUUUAUGUUUAAUUGUUUUAGAUAAGUUUCGACAAGCGUUAGAUCUUAUAAAUAAAUUUGAAACAAACCUAAAUAGGCAAGAUGUUCCCUUGCCUGUUCAGGUAGCUUAUUUAAUUACUUGUUCAUGUAUAUACAAUAGUGAAGCUUUAUAUGACGACGUUAAAUAUAGGUAUAGACUAAUAUUAAGUUAUGAUCCUGAAUUUAAAAAAUAUACGGACAUAAUUGAUGCUGCUAUUUUUAAUAAAAAGAGGGUCAAUCUUUUUAGCAUGUUACAAAGCGUAUUUUCGUGA